Molecule: messenger RNA, 3001 nt
Organism: Pararge aegeria (speckled wood butterfly)
Lineage: Eukaryota; Metazoa; Arthropoda; Insecta; Lepidoptera; Nymphalidae
Gene: mAcon1
Product: aconitate hydratase, mitochondrial-like
Exons: 16
Coding region: 180-2549 (789 amino acids)
Biological process (GO): tricarboxylic acid cycle
Cellular component (GO): mitochondrion; cytosol
Molecular function (GO): aconitate hydratase activity; 4 iron, 4 sulfur cluster binding
Source: RefSeq, a predicted model, not a curated record
CUGCCAAAAAUUCCGAUUCCGCUGUAGCGGUGGAGCGAGUGUGUCUUAUUUAAGUUUUAAUUAAAAAACUGCGUUGCAUUUACAGUGACGACAGUUUAGUGAUAUCCAUGUUGCCUAUAUAAAAUUAAUUAAAAGGUUUUAUUAUUAAAUUAAUAUUGUUAUACAGAAGUCCAGCAACCAUGGCUCACUGUAUGAGAGUUUUGCAUGGCCAAGGUAGCAGGACUAGGAUUGCACUCUUGGAAAUCCAGCAACGAUGCUUCAGCGUGUCACCACUUACCGCCGCGGCGGCUCAGGUCGCUAUGUCGAAGUUCGACAAAGCUGCCCUGCCGUACGAAAAGUUAAGCAAGACUUUGGAUGUUGUGAAGAAAAGGUUAGGGCGUGAUAUGACCUUGUCCGAGAAAGUUUUGUACUCUCACUUAGAUGACCCUAAAGGACAGGAAAUCGAGAGAGGCACCAGCUACCUUCGCCUCCGCCCUGACAGAGUGGCCAUGCAGGAUGCAACAGCGCAGAUGGCUAUGUUGCAAUUCAUCUCAUCAGGUCUGCCCAGGGUUGCGGUACCUUCAACCAUCCACUGUGAUCACUUGAUUGAGGCGCAGAUCGGUGGUGAAAAGGAUUUGGCGAGAGCUAAGGAUAUAAACAAGGAAGUCUACAAGUUCUUGGAGACGGCCGGUGCUAAAUAUGGUGUUGGAUUCUGGAAGCCGGGCUCCGGUAUUAUCCAUCAAAUCAUCCUGGAGAACUACGCUUUCCCUGGAUUACUCAUGAUUGGUACAGACUCCCACACACCCAACGGAGGCGGUCUUGGUGGACUUUGCAUUGGUGUCGGUGGUGCUGACGCUGUCGACGUAAUGGCAGACAUCCCGUGGGAACUUAAGUGCCCGAAAGUUAUUGGCGUCAAACUUACUGGUCAACUCAAAGGCUGGACCAGCCCUAAGGACGUUAUCCUCAAGGUCGCUGGUAUCCUGACAGUAAAGGGUGGUACCGGUGCCAUCGUUGAGUACCACGGCCCCGGAGUAGACUCCAUCUCAUGCACAGGCAUGGCCACCAUCUGCAACAUGGGCGCUGAAAUCGGUGCUACCACCAGUGUAUUCCCCUUCAACUCCCGAAUGGCCGCGUACCUGAAGUCCACGGGUCGUCAGGACAUCGCCAACACCGCUAACUCUUACAAGCAUCUGCUAACGCCCGACCCGAAAGCGCCUUAUGACCAGGUCAUCGAAAUCGACCUAUCCACUCUCGAGCCCCACGUCAACGGCCCCUUCACACCGGAUCUGGCCAACCCCAUCUCGAAACUCGGCGAUGAAGCCAAGAAGAACAAUUGGCCCGUUGAUAUCCGCGUCGGUCUCAUCGGCUCCUGCACAAACUCCUCAUACGAGGAUAUGGGUCGGUGUGCCAGUAUUGUGAAGGAGGCACUCAGCCACGGUGUGAAGUCAAAGAUCCCCUUCAACGUCACCCCCGGAUCCGAACAAGUGCGUGCCACGAUCGAGCGCGACGGUAUCGCGCAAACACUGCGUGACUUCGGCGGCACUGUGCUGGCGAACGCGUGCGGCCCUUGCAUCGGCCAAUGGGACCGCAAGGACGUCAAGAAGGGCGAGAAGAACACGAUUGUGACGUCAUACAACCGUAACUUCACGGGACGUAACGACGCCAACCCCGCAACACAUUGCUUCGUCACCAGCCCCGAACUUGUCACUGCCUUGUCCCUCGCCGGUCGCCUGGACUUCAACCCUGUGACUGAUGAGCUGACGGGCAAAGACGGCAAGAAGUUCAAGCUGUCAGACCCCUUCGCCGACGAAUUACCCGCUAAGGGCUUCGACCCUGGCCAGGACACAUACGAGCACCCACCCGCUGAUGGAACCAAGGUGAGAGUGGACGUAGCGCCGACAUCAGACCGUCUCCAGCUCCUGGAACCGUUCGACAAAUGGAACGGCAAGGACCUGACUGAUUUGACCAUCCUCAUCAAGGUUAAGGGCAAGUGUACGACUGACCACAUCUCCGCCGCAGGACCCUGGCUCAAAUACCGUGGUCACCUGGACAACAUCUCCAACAACAUGUUCAUCACCGCCACAAACGCAGAGAACGGAGAACUGAACAAAGUUAAGAACCAAGUGACUGGCGAAUGGGGCCCGGUGCCGGCCACCGCGCGCGCCUACAAGGCCAAGGGGGUCAGCUGGUGUGUUGUGGGAGACGAGAACUACGGCGAGGGUUCCAGUCGGGAGCACGCGGCCUUGGAGCCCAGGCAUCUUGGCGGCAGAGCCAUCAUCGUCAAGUCAUUUGCCAGAAUUCACGAGACCAACCUGAAGAAACAGGGUCUGCUGCCGCUCACAUUCGCGAACGCCGCCGACUACGACAAGAUCCAGCCGACUGACAAGAUCACCCUGCUCGGCCUUAAAGACCUGGCGCCAGGAAAGCAAGUGGACUGCGAGAUCAAGCACAAAGAUGGCAAAACUGAACGGAUCAAGCUCAACCACUCCCUGAACGAGCAACAAAUCUCCUGGUUCAAAGCAGGGUCCGCCCUCAACAGAAUGAAGGAAAUUGCAUCGGGGCAAAAGUGAACACCGCUGAACUUACUUAACUUACGCACUGAUAAAUAGAAUGUAGGUAAAAUGAGUUCUUAAAUGUACCAUAGGCAAAUUUAAAAUCAUUUGUUUUUGUUACCAUAUUUAAAUGAAAUGUGUAAUCAAGUUUUAAAUCAAAACAGUAUUGUUUAUGAGCCAUUUAUGUAUAAUAUAGUGUUCUUAAAACUGGCAACACUUACGCUAAGCCAGUGCAAGUCAAUUCGUUUAGUUCAAAUCUAUUUAAUAGUGCAUUUCUGAUGAUAUAACACCAGACAAUACUUGCUCGAGGCAGUGAUGAAUCUUAUAGUGUAGAUCAUUUUAUAGAUGAAAUUAGAAAUUAAGUUUCAAAACUUUAUUUCGAUUUAAAUCAGUAAUUAAGUGAAAUUGUUUUAUUUUACUAUUUAUGUACAUAAUGUUAAAACAAACAACCAAAAUAAAAAUUACGUACG